AUGCCAAAGCCUCCUUUCUCUUUUGAAGAAUUCUUACGGUCUCAAAAUUUGAGGAACAUCUUAUUCCACUUGAACAGAGUUGCCAGAUACGUUGUCGACGAGUCAAAGGGUAGAAAUAUAGAGAGCUAUAACUACCCUGGUUUCACGGUAAAGCAACUUUUAGAGUUACCAAGACAUUUGGAAGCUCCAGAACUUUGGGACUUAGUUAUAAAAGCUCAACGUUUCAAAAAAGAUGUUCUUAAAGUUUGGAGAAGUUUGUUUCUCUCAGAAUCAUCUGUUGCAGUGUUUCAGGAUUCUUUUUGGUGGUGGUUUCUUCAAAAGUUUAAGCCUAACCAAGAAGAUCAAGACCACUUAUUUGACAGAAUUGCAGACAAUUUUGUGGCACUUUUUCUUCUUGUUCCCAGGGAUACUAAAGAUGCUUUUUUCCAGAUAUAUCCUGAUUGUUUGUCACAAGUCAUUUAUGUUGCUUUCUGUGAAGCAUUUCCAGAAUCCAUUAAAUAUUUUGAUGAUGAAUUUAAGGAUGGAUUAGUAGACUUAAUUUUUCAGUGGAUAUCAGGUUUAAAACCAAAGAAGUGUACAUGGAGGAAAUGGAAUCUUAGUAGCUUUAAAACUACCAUGGUAAAUGAUGCUAAUAAAGAUGCUACUGCUAAUGUACAAGUUAGCGGAUCUGCCAGUUCUGUAGCAGCCCUGGAGAACAUCAGUUACGAAGAUCUACUUGAAGAUGGAAAAUAUAUGGCAGAUGGAGAAAUGAGUGAAGAUAGCGAACAUAUAAAUGAUAUACCCAAGGAGUCAGAAACCGUAACAGAGUCCUGCUAUAUCGGCCCAGGUCCAGAAUGCAAGCGUGUGCUCUUCCGACUUGGUGGUCAAAGUCCUUUGGUCUCCUAUUAUCUUAAAAUGCACGAAAUAGCUAAUGCUGCAUCAUGUUCCUUGACUUGCAGGAUUAAUCGUACUGAAGUUUACAAACUGCCAUAUCCUUUUUAA
Molecule: messenger RNA, 981 nt
Organism: Struthio camelus australis
Lineage: Eukaryota; Metazoa; Chordata; Aves; Struthioniformes; Struthionidae
Source: RefSeq, a predicted model, not a curated record